GUUUCGUAUUCGGGGAGCCGUGAAGCAGGUCUGGUUCUUUGAUACCAACACGGCCAUAAAAAGGGRCACGCAAAAAACAGGAUUAUUUUAACGGCAGAGCACAUUUUUGGUCCCUAGAGUAUUUUAUCACAUUGGACAGGUCUCUAUAUAUUUUGUCUGUCUUUUAUUGCCCAUAUAACCAUGGGCAACACACAGAACCCGAAGAUGAGGGACCCUGAAAAUGUACAAAAAUUUUUAACCGACGCCAAGGAAAAAUUCAACGAGAAAUGGGAAAAACCGUCACACAAUACAGCAUGUUUAGAAGACUUCGACCGUAUCAAAACCUUGGGUACUGGUUCCUUUGGUCGAGUAAUGCUGGUGCAACAUAAAGAAAGUCAAAGGUUCUUCGCUAUGAAGAUUUUAGACAAGCAGAAGGUAGUCAAGUUAAAACAAGUUGAGCAUACCCUGAACGAAAAACGAAUCCUUCAAGCUAUAAGUUUUCCAUUUCUCGUAAACCUGGAUUGGCAUUUCAAGGAUAAUUCAAAUCUGUACAUGGUUCUGGAGUUUGUCCCUGGUGGUGAGAUGUUUUCGCAUCUCCGAAGAAUUGGCAGAUUCAGUGAAACCCAUUCAAGAUUCUAUGCAUCACAGAUCGUUUUGGCUUUUGAAUACCUUCAUUCCUUGGACCUAAUAUACAGGGAUUUAAAGCCUGAGAACUUGUUGAUCGAUGAGAAAGGAUACCUGAAAGUUACAGAUUUUGGCUUUGCCAAGAGAGUUAAAGGAAGAACAUGGACCCUUUGUGGUACCCCCGAGUACCUCGCACCUGAAAUCAUCCUAAGCAAAGGCUAUAACAAAGCUGUAGACUGGUGGGCUCUUGGAGUACUGAUAUAUGAAAUGGCAGCAGGCUAUCCACCAUUCUUUGCAGACCAACCAAUCCAAAUCUAUGAAAAGAUCGUCUCUGGAAAGGUUCGCUUCCCCUCACAUUUCACCAAUGAUCUCAAGGAUCUUCUUCGUAACUUACUUCAAGUAGAUCUCACAAAGCGCUAUGGAAACUUGAAAAAUGGUGUCGGCGACAUCAGAAACCACAAGUGGUUUUCUUCAACAGAAUGGAUAGCAAUCUUCAAUAGAAAAGUCGAAGCACCAUUUAUUCCAAAAUGCAAGGGACCUGGAGAUCCCAGUAACUUUGACGACUACGAAGAAGAACCUCUUCACAUUUCCAGUACAGAAAAGUGUGCCAAGGAAUUUGCAGAUUUCUAAACGUUGGAUCUUUGCUGUGGAUAUGGUGUCAUAACCUAUUUAGAUUGUACAGCAUUACUAAUUGAUCUUAAUAUAUGACAUUGUCAAGCCUUAGGGGCCAAUAACUUAUCAUUUCCAAAGAAAGGAUGGGUCGACAUUCAGUCGGCAUCGUCUGUCCCAUAACUUGGCUCUAAAAAGUUGGACCCCAAAAAAAACGUGUCCAAAGUUAAGCAAAAACAUUUUAUUUAUAUGGAAACGAUUCUUAAAAAUACUAGCGUUAUAGCAGAUUAUAGUAGAUUUUAGCGAGACAGAUAAGUAAGAAUUUUUAAGAGUUGGUAUGUAAAUGUUUUACCUGUAAUAAUUUAUAUUGUUUACAAAUCUACAUUCUUAUAAGGGCGAGUAUCCCAUGCAGAUCCUGUAUUCUAAAUUCCAAACGUUAUCUGCCAUGUUGCCUUGUAAGUUGAGCUCUUAUGAAUUCCUAAUUACCAAUAAAGCUCCUGAGCCCAA
Actinia tenebrosa (Australian red waratah sea anemone) is the source of this 1719-nucleotide messenger RNA. RefSeq names its product cAMP-dependent protein kinase catalytic subunit. NCBI's taxonomy places the organism in Eukaryota, Metazoa, Cnidaria, Anthozoa, Actiniaria, Actiniidae. The record is from RefSeq and is a predicted model, not a curated record. Gene Ontology annotation, biological process: protein phosphorylation. Gene Ontology annotation, cellular component: cytosol; nucleus; cAMP-dependent protein kinase complex. Gene Ontology annotation, molecular function: ATP binding; cAMP-dependent protein kinase activity.